Messenger RNA from Verruconis gallopava, 2820 nucleotides. RefSeq lists its product as uncharacterized. The transcript has 2 exons. The coding region runs from base 42 to 2597 and encodes 851 amino acids. Lineage: Eukaryota; Fungi; Ascomycota; Dothideomycetes; Venturiales; Sympoventuriaceae. The record is from RefSeq and is a predicted model, not a curated record.
CAAAUAAUGCGAGCUGGCCAUUGACACUCCCUACCAGCUUGAUGCCACUGAAGAGGAGAUUAUGCUACGAGGCGCAGCUUUCCUGCCGCCGUACCCUCGAGAAUGGCGUCUGGGUGACCGACGAGGUCUUGUCUCAAGCGUUCUAUCACUUUCUGAGGUACUCCUACGGCGCCAAGAGGUACGGGAGCAAUGUCCCAGGUCCUCUCGAAGCUCAGAGGAGAUUGGCGAAAAGGAGGAUGAUGGCUUUGGCUGGAGCAGGUGCGGCGCCCGUGGUAGAUCCCAACAUAUUGUUCGGCAGAAACGAACCUAUUUUGGACAAGGUGAUUUGGCAGCCACCGGACAAGAAAGAGAAGACUUUGAGCAAUACUACAUUCAAUGAUACCGCAUGGCUUGAUCGAUUGGGGCUGAGCAGCGAAUCGGACGCUAUAUUCACCUCGAUACCAAACAAAGGCGACCUUGUAGAACACUCUGCAUCGUUCUUUCAAUUCGCAAAGAGUACUGCCGAUCGAGCGACCGCUUGGGUUCACCUUCAAGAGAAACUUAGAUAUGUCGGUGUCGAAGAAAUGGUCCAACUUGCCGCCGUAGCUUAUGAGCUUGGGAUAGAGCACGUUGAUUUCUGUAAAAGCGCAUUUCGCGUUUUAGUCGACGAUGAGAUUAGAUGGACGGAGGUUUUGGAUUUUCUGCUAAAUCCUCGACUGAACAUACCAGAAGCGCAACAUUUGACAAGCCUGGUCUCCGAGCUUGGUACUCGAAAGCUAAAUGUAUCUGAUGUGGAGGCUGGAGAACAACUCAUCGAAAGAUGCGCCAAACUUGGUCUUUUAUCUGAUCACGAGUUGCCUGGUUUGACCGAUGCCAUCAACAAGAUCAGCUUCGUACAUGGUAUUGCCACCGUUUCCUCCUCGAAUAUCGCAGACUCUUGGAUGCGUGCAAUCUGGCGCGGUCUGAAAGCUUGUCGCACGCAAGACAUUUCACCAGAUAUAGCGCGGCUCAUUCUAGAUAAAUCGCGGACGUCACGGAAUUCCGCUUUUCUCUUUGAGCUCUAUCAGCAUGCCUUUCCACUGGCCGAGUAUCCAAAUGAGAAGUUAACUCUGCAGGAAAGUCUUGUACGCUGGGCUAUUGAAGCUCACAGUCACAAAAAUUCUGGUUUGAUGACUUAUGAUAUUCUAACCAAGCUCCUCGAGGAUCUUCACCCAGCGUUGGUUUCUGUGCACGAAGUCGUUGGAGCCACUGCUUUGCUAUCGCAUAAGCUGCUCUCGGCCGAUUUCGAAGCGACAAACCACCGCUGGCGUAUCUUGAAUCGCUGGCUUUCAUGUCUAGAAAAGUCAUUACCGCACAACGUUUGGACAUCCGCUUUAGAAACUCUUGCUUCUAAAGGGAUUGGACCUCUUGACCUCGCUGAAUUCUUCACUCAAAUAUCACGACACCAUCUAGUGGGUGAUGCCAUACUUCGAUUUUGGAUCCCAAAACUUCCCAUUCCACCAAAGCGCCGAGCUUUGAAGCGCCAGUCACUAGUUUAUGGCGAUGCUAGUGGUGGCUCAGAAUCAUUUCAAUCGCGAGAGGUCGCAAAAUGGGUCGCCGUUUUAGGUGACUACCAGUUUGUCUUUGAGACAUUGUUUCAAAAUAGUCCACACCCACACGACUCCAUAGUCUGCCUUCUUGUCUCGCUUCACCGUCGCCGCAGGCUCACGCCUCCUAUCCAGAAAUUACUACUAGAGUUCUGCGAAGGAGUGUAUGGCGUGGAUGCUUUGGCUCAAUUAUGUAGCCAGGCUCGUUUAGCGGGCAUUCGGUUCUCAUCACAGUCAAAUCUGCAUAUCGUUUCUCGGCUCGCGGUAAUGCAUCCUCGACUUGCAUUGAAGUUUUAUAAAGAUCGUGCUACGAAUAUAUCGCGUGUUCCCGAGCUUCCACCAGCCUUGAUAAAAGCCGGAGUACACAGCACGGAGAUAUUCAAGAUCCUGGACCGCUUCGAUCACCGUCAUUAUGUACCUCUAAGGAACCGCAUCUUGCGAAGAUGUGCCAUAAGCCAAGAUCGGGUAGAUCUUGUGCACAGAUGUGCAGAUGCCUUUUCUAGGGAUGAAACAUAUUCGAUUCGCACGCGCUUCCGGAACGUAUAUCUAUGCUACAAAUAUCUAAAAGUCAGGGAAGCACCAAUACAUUCUCUGAUGUCCCGCGCUCUUGUUCGUGCCGGCAUCACCAAUUAUCUUGUGGCCGGAGUCAAUGUCAACGAAACACAAGUAAAAUGGAUUUUGAGCGUCGUUGAGAAGGUUGAAGGGGACGCAUUGGCGCAGGAGCUUGAUUCCUUGAUUUUUCGAUGGCUGAUGGAAGUGUACGCCAGGUGGACCAUUUCCAAGGGUCGAGGCGUAAGACGCUUACACGUACCACCUCAAGAUACCGGAUUUAUACGCAGACCGAACGGGCUUCGUCGGUGGAUUACUCCCCGGCCGUUAUUGGCGAGACAAUCAGUCAUACCCAAAGUGAUUAGGCAAUAUCUCGAUACUGGAGAAUGGGUAUACAGAAGUCUGGGGGAUUUGUUCUGCGUGAGGGAGCAACAGAAGUCAACGGGGUUUGCCAGCCCGACAGAAAGCAGCCACAACAUCUAGAAAUGAAAACAAAUUCCGCAUCUUUACCAAUUUGGGUUACGGCAUAUCGACUUGAGAAUAGCGGUAACUAGGAACAAUGCGGCGUCUGCUUUUCGACAAUGCAGUAAGUUCGAGACAACCACCAUGAUAAUAUCGGGGUGAAGCAUAUCCAUCUUUUUGAGGGGGUCCGUGAACAAUUAAGCCCAAUGUACACAUGUAUAUACUAAAUUAGAACAAAAUUCUG